Aspergillus lentulus is the source of this 1389-nucleotide messenger RNA. Lineage: Eukaryota; Fungi; Ascomycota; Eurotiomycetes; Eurotiales; Aspergillaceae. The record is from RefSeq and is a predicted model, not a curated record.
AUGUUCUGUCCUUGGAAGAGUCUUUCGGAAUGGGCCCCCUUUGAGAUCGAUGCUCUCGGGCUGCUGACUCUGUUAGGUGCGAAUGAGGUGGAUAUAUCUGUUGGUCGGCUUGCCCCCAGCUAUUGGCUUGAGUAUAUGCCCCUGCUUGCUGGAUUUGUGUUUGCAGGCGACAGAUUUCGUGCCAAACAGCCAACAUUCACAUUAUACAACGUCUCUAGCGGGAUUGUAACAGCGAAUCUGGCAGCAUGGUUUACCAGGUGGAUGCAAGCGCAAGAGUUCCAUGUCUCCCGCAGCCUAGUCUAUUGGGAAGUGAACAAGUCAUCGCCACCACGACUUGACCAGUGGUCCUACGUGCUUGUUCCGGCUUCGAUCUCAGCUACUCUCACAAUGCUUUUCGUUGCGAUGACGAUUCUGUCCGGGGAUUGGUACGGCUUUGCAAACGCAAUUGCCAUCAUCCUACUCAUUCUCGUCCGCUCUUACAUGAUACACGAGAACCGCAACGCAAUUAACAGAUCUGUUGCGGCCGCAAAGCCACUUCCAUCAACUUAUGCAAGCGCCCUAGACAAAUGGGAGGAGCAACGGAAGAGAGACCCGAACGCGCCGCGACCCCUACCGGACUCCCCCUCCUCUUCCGCCCCUCCACGGUGGCGCCCGGAGGUAGUGAAAAUCCUGGUCGUCAUGCCUGACUCGCGGGCCGUCACCAUGUUCAUUCCCGAGCAUCUUCUUCGCGGGGUCUUUGUCACCGAGACCCCCGUCCGCUCCCCCGGCGUGUAUCGCAUGGCGCAGUGGAUCGGGUGGGUAGCAUUCACUGUCCACGUCGUCACACUAGGCAUGGCCCGGCUCGCAACCCAGCUCUACGUGAUUGCGUUUACAGUGAUUCCAACCGUGUUGAUCUGCUACGGCUUCGGCUGCGACGACUCCCGUGUACAUAAAGCGUGGUGCUGGCUCCGGGGGCAGGACGUCGGGCCGUACGUCUACCAGGCCGGGCCUCAUCUGAGCGCGACAGUUUUUGAGUGGCCAGAAGACGUGGAGUUUGCCACGGACAAAAGAGGCGUCCUGCGCAGGUGGGAUGAGCUAGCGGUGCAAAACGGCGGGCCGGGUUGCAAGAAGCGAUCGACAGCGCGGCAGGAUUUAUAUGCGUGGCUGAAUCUCACCAGCGAGGAGCAGAAGAGCCUUUGGGACUGGCAUUUGCUACCUCAUACGCGCGGCGUUGAUGAUUCGUGGUGGGUUACCUUCAACGAGAAGAAGCGCCUCAUUAGCGAGCGGCCGCCGGACAUCCUGGCUCUCAAGGACUCUAUUCGACGUGACUUAGAAACGAGAAGAUCUGGGCGUUGGUCCUUUCGGGGUCAGCCACGGGGUACGGGGGAUGUUGAAAAGGGGUCCAGAUGA